UUCGCGAUCAGAAUAUUUUGUUAUGAUCUGCCAAUUUGCAAAUAAACAGACAGAACGCCUACAGAUUUAAGUCUUCAAACAUUUUAUCACAUUGAAGAUGAAGCCUAUCUCAUAUAUUUUAAUUCUUCUUCAGAUAUAUUCUGUAUUUUGUGAUUCCACUACUACGGACGAUAAAAAAGCAGAGUAUAUGGAAAUCUUUUCUAUACAUCAGCACUGGGAAGGUUACUAUGGGUAUAAUGGAACACGGAACUAUUGUAUGCUGUUUAUACAUUCUGAACAUUACCUGAAAAAGGGUGGACUUCUGGCGACCUUUAAAGAUAGACUUGGGGCUACGGUAGAGAUGGAAGGAGAACAGUAUGGAAGCAGCGAAUUGGACGUGAUAUUUACAGUACAUUUGAUGUUUGAUAAUGUAAACAGAUUUCCUGAAAACUUCACAUUUCGUAGCACCUUGUACCAGCAAAAUGACCUAUGGCAUAUGAAGUCGAAUGUCACUGUACCAAAGAAUGGGUUGUUUGGAGAAAUUUUGUUGCAUCAGACUGAUAGUACUGUAGGACCAUGGUUUGAUGAUGGACCAGAGCCUUGGCGAUACUUUGUGAUUAUAGGAAUUCCGAUAAUCUUGGCUGUGAUAGGAGUUUCGGGAACAGUUGGUUUGAUUUACUGGGGCAUAAAGAGAGGAUACAUCAGGCACGUCCCAAAAUCUUACAACAAUUUCAAUAAUCCUGUUCAGUUUUCAGCAAAUCGAGACAAUGUUCAUAUAUAAAUCCAGUGUUCAUAUCUCCAUUAAGAUGCAUUGUCAGCUGAAGAAUUGAGGUAGUAAAGGUGUUUGUGGAUGUUUGAAUGUGUGUGCAGUCAACUUUUGUUGUAUGUGUCAUUUACAACAGAUAUAUUCAGAUACAGAUAGAAACAUUGUUUGUAGAAUAUUUACUGAUUUUAUUAGAAUGCUCUUGUGCACUGCAAGGAAAUUUCAGGAUUGGCCUAAAGGAAUACCAGUGAUGAUUUAUAUCUGAAAAAAAGUGAGGAUAAAAAAGUUUAAGAAUAGGUAUAGACAAAUAUGUAUUGAUUUCUAGUUUAUAAGACCCACCAAAUCCGUUUUGUCAGGGUUUACACAUUGUAUGUUUAUAUUGUAAUGUCCAGUUUUAGUUUUUUCCUCAGUUUUAGAUUGCAUAUUGUGACAGUAGGCUGUUAUUAUUCUACUGUACACAUGAAUAUGUAAGGCCUACAUCUUUUUCUUUUAAUUCUAAAACCUAAAACUGAUGUUUUUUGGUGUUUGCUUAUAACUGAUCUGGUUCAGGGAUUGCAUUAAUUAUUGAAGCAGGAGAUGGAAGUUGCAAAGUAGAUGGGGAUAUAGGGGUCCUCCCUUGUAGAGCUUUACUUGCUACAGGAAGAAUAGCUGGGGCUUUAGACCACUAUAGCAUGGAACGUCGCAAUGCCACCCCCUCACCCCCCUGGCCUAAAAGAAACUUCCGUAGGCAAGUUUAUUUCUCUAGACUAAUGAUAAAUCCCCUCUUCACCAUGACAGACAAAAUCUCCCAUUCAUUCUUCAGCAGCUUUUAUUGAAAUACAUACAGAUAAUUUAUUUCAGAUAUGCAUUUUCAUCUGCUUCAACUUGGAGGCAUAUUACCUAGCAGUUUAACUUGAAUAAUUAGCUGAAAUUGCCUUGAGAUACCAAAUUGUCUUUCAUUGUUAGAUGAAUGUGGGUUGAAAAUGGCCUCUCUGGCUUAGUGGUUAAAGGUUGUGGCUUCAGAUCACUUGCUUAUCAUUUUUGGUGGGUACAGGUGGUCAUGUGAGGAGUUUUAUUCAGGUGCAGGCAUGUGCCGUAAAUAAUUAUGGGAAGUGGAAACUGGGAUCUUUAGCUACCAUUUAAGCUGGAAAGCCAUCAUGUGAUCUUGACUGUGUCUGCGUGACACACAGUGAGGGGGUGUAUAAAACCAAACAAUGUAAACAUACAAAUCAAGACAGGGAGGAAGUUAGGAAGUUUUAUAUCAUUGUGCUAUGGAAAAAAACAUGUACUUUACCAAUGAAUUCUUUGUUUUGAAUUCAUCACUUUUUGAUAGUAAAUUUCCCAUUUUACUCGGUAAACCUCUUGUUAAUGCUUUUCCAAUGGUAAAAUUUAGAUGGUUGUUAUAAUUUUUGAUGUUGUAGAAAUAUAUGCUUUUGAUGUUACACAUAACAUAUAAGUUGUGUUGUGUAUAUACUUAAAUUAUUGUAUAGGUACAAAAUGUUAAAUGCAGUUCUAA
Mercenaria mercenaria is the source of this 2237-nucleotide messenger RNA. RefSeq lists its product as uncharacterized. The record is from RefSeq and is a predicted model, not a curated record. The coding region runs from base 98 to 760 and encodes 220 amino acids. Lineage: Eukaryota; Metazoa; Mollusca; Bivalvia; Venerida; Veneridae. The transcript has 4 exons.